Messenger RNA from Chenopodium quinoa (quinoa), 8169 nucleotides. Its product is annotated as pentatricopeptide repeat-containing protein At5g38730-like. The record is from RefSeq and is a predicted model, not a curated record. NCBI's taxonomy places the organism in Eukaryota, Viridiplantae, Streptophyta, Magnoliopsida, Caryophyllales, Amaranthaceae. The coding region runs from base 658 to 2421 and encodes 587 amino acids. Gene Ontology annotation, molecular function: protein binding. The transcript is spliced from 5 exons.
UUUAAGGUGUUUGGUGGAAAUCUUAUUUAAAGAGAUUAUUCCACUAAAUAAGUUCUUUUUCAAAAACUUCUUUUAGAAGCUUUUUCAAUUAGCCUAUUCAAUUCUUAUGGUGAAAUGACAUCGAUACCCCCAUUUAAUUAAAAAAACCUAUAUGAAUCACCUACCCUAUAAUUAGCUUAUUGGUCAUUUCACAUAAUCAAUUAGAUUUAAACAAUCAACUAUUUUACCAAACACUUUUCUACAAUAAACUAAUAAAAUAAGUUAGUGAAAUCAGUUAAUACAAUCAACUUAUUAAAAUCAAUUAACACAAUCAACUUCACCUUUUCUCCAAACCCGGCCUAAAAUUUUUCAAUCACAGAUCACCCUAAUCCCCAAAUUACAAUGACUUUAAUAACGCUCUAAUGCACCCCCAAGGCCUCAACCAAAUAUUCAACGUCGAACCACUUAUCAAGUUAUCAGCCUUCACGCCAAAAUCCAAAACAGAAAAAACACUUGCACACCAACUGUUCGACAAAAAGCCUAACUGAAGGAAGAACAGAGGAAACUUCAAAAAUUUUCAAAACCUCUCUUUUAUCGAACCAAUUUCUUCUCCUUGCAUUCAAUUAAAAGCAAAGGAUCUUCUUUUUCAGUUGGAUACACAGCAAUUGUAAGUCUAUCAUGCCCAAUUUAGCUUCUUUUGUUUCUAGGGAAACUAAAUCAAUUAAAAUUCUAUUUGCAGUUGUAUUAAAGGGUGAUUGGAACCAAUUUUUAAAACCCCAAAUUGGUUCUAAUUUGACUUCAGUAAAAGUUGAGAAAAUAUUAUCACAUCUUUCAUUAGAUUAUUAUGAUUCAUGGGUAUUUUAUGAAUGGGUUGAAAAGAUUCCUGGGUAUAAGCAUUCCCUUGAAUUAACUUGGUCUAUGAUUCAUUUGUUGACAAAACACAACCACUUUAGAAUUGCACAGAAUUUGCUUCAGAAAAUUGCUCUUAAGAAUUAUUUAUCAUCCCACACUGUUCUGAAUGCCCUUGUGGGUGCCCAGCAUGACCCAGGUUCGAAUUCGCAGAUUUUGAGUUGGUUAGUGAUAUAUUAUGCUGAUUCUAAGAUGACUCAGGAUGCUAUUCAAGUGUUUGAGUACAUGAAAAUUAAUAGGAUUAAACCUCAUUUACAUGCUUGUACUGUACUUUUGAGUUCUCUAGUGAAGGUGGGGUUGACUGCUACCAUGUGGAAAAUGUACAAUAUGAUGUUGAAACUUGAGAUUGAUCCUAAUAUUCAUGUGUAUAAUGUGUUGCUUCAUGGUUGUUGCAAGUCUAAGGAUGUGGAAAAGGCGGAACAGUUGUUGAAUGAGUUGGAAUUGAAGUGCAUAUUGCCUGAUCUUUUCACUUAUAAUACACUGAUUUCUUUGUAUGUAAAGAAUGGUAAACACUAUGAAGCUUUGUCUGUUCAAUACAGGAUGGAAAAUGCUGGUGUGGCACCCGAUAUUGUGACUUAUAAUUGCCUAUUAUUUGGAUUUUGUCGGGAAGGUAGGAUGAGGGAGGCUUUGAGGCUUUUUAAUGAUAUCAAGGGUGCAAAACCUAACCUUGUGACAUAUACCACUUUGGUUGAUGGAUAUUGUCGGGCAAAUGACGUAGAGGAAGCAUUGAGGUUGUGCCAAGUAAUGGAGGCUAAAGGUGUCUAUCCAUCAGUUGUUACUUAUAAUUCGAUUCUACGCAAACUUUGUGAACAAGGGAGGAUACGGGAUGCGAACAAGCUUUUGAAUGAGAUGAGCGAGAAGAAGGUAGAGCCUGAUAAUGUUACUUGCAAUACAUUGAUAAAUGCUUAUUGCAAGAUAGGAGAUCUGGAAUCUGCCUUAAAAGUCAGAAACAAGAUGUUAGAGGGUGGGUUGAAGGUUGAUCAAUAUACUUUUAAGGCACUUAUACAUGGUUUCUGCAAUGCCAAAGAGAUAGAUAAAGCAAAAGAGCUGCUUUUUGAUAUGCUUGAUGCGGGUUAUUCUCCAAGUUUUUGCACUUAUUCGUGGAUUGUAGAUGUUUACUGUCACCUGGAUAAUGAAAAGGCAGUAGCAAGACUGCCAAAUGAGCUUGCAAAGAGAGGUCUAUUUGUUGAUAUCUCAGUGUAUCGAGCUCUUAUUAGAAGUCUGUGUAAAAAAGACAGAACUGAAUGGGCUAAAAUAAUUUUUGAUUGUAUGGAAGAGAAAGGAAUCAAGGGAGACAGUCUUGUAUACACUAGCUUAGCAUUUGCCUACUUUAAAGAAGGGAAGAGAAGGGAGACCUCAGAGUUAUUAGAUGAGAUGUACAAGAGGAGGUUAAGUGUAACAUUAAGAAUAUAUAAAUGUUUAAGUGCUUCAAAAGCAAGUGAGAGCAACUUAUUAGAGGUCUUUUGGAAUCACUUGUUGGAAAGAAAGCUUAUCUCAAAGAAUGUUUACAAGCACAUGCAAGACCUAAAUUGACCUCCCAUUAAGCUGAGUGACUUUUGUAUCCUGGCAUUUCAAUGCAGCAUGUCGAAAUUGGACAGGGAUACGGAUACCCUUUUCUGGAAAAGAAUGACGGGAUAUAAGUAAUUUUGCUCUGUGUUCAUUCAAGCUUUCCAGCUCAACUACCUUCUUUACUGGUGUAGGUAUUGUGUUGAUCAAUGGUUUCUUCUAGGUGACCAAAGCACCAAACUAUGUCAUAACUUGUGAGGAAAGCCAAGAAACAUUCAAAUGGGGAAUCAAGAUAGUAACAGAUGAUUCAGAAAUUAACUCUUACAAGUCUUUUACCUAUCAAGGUGUCAAAUAGUGUCUUCAUGACUGUGUUUACCUAUAUGGUCAAGGUGCGAAAGAUACAGAUAUAGCUAAACUUGUAAAGACGUGGGAGUAAAAAACAGGAGCAAGAGAAAGAAAGUUAUAUGGUUUUUCUGCCCAAUAGAUGUAUGCAAUUUCUUAAGGAGUACAAGCCAUUUUAGUAUGACCUAUUUAUGGCUUCUGGUGAGGGCCAAGGAGUUUCCAACAUUAUUCCUCUGAUAUGGGAAGACCUCCAUGUUGUGACGAAGAAGGUGUUAAGAAAGGACCCUGGAUUCCUGAAGAAGAUCAAAAACUCCAUUCGUUAUGGUUCUGCGAGAGAGGGAGAUUUGAGGUAUGGGGCUCUUGUUUUUUCAUCACCAUUGACAUUUCUACCGCGGAUGCCGCCGCCGCCGUCAAGGUUCUCUUCUUCUUGAUUGUUUGUUCAUAUUGAUGAUUUCUGGUGAUAUAUUUGAUCAAUUUGAUUUUGGAUUACUGAGUGUUCUCGGAAACCCUAGAAUUUAACUAAAUAUAAAUUCAAGAAAAAUAUGACAGAAGUUAAAAAUUGGAAAAUUACCCAACAUUUUAUUAGCACACACAAUUUUGGAAAUCUUAGACAAUAAUUUACAUAGGUAAUUGCUACUUAUUGUAAAUUUUUUGUUUAUUUAGUGAGAAAUUUGAAAUCAAUUAAUUCUGAUUCAUUUAGCUAUACUGGGGUAAUUAACUUAUUUUUAGCUAUAAGAUUUCUGCUAAUGUGAAAUAUACCAAGGAUUAGAAAAUGCUAAUGGGAAUAACCUUCAGCAUCAAAAUGUUUGGCUGAAGUACAAUUACUUGAAAGAACAAUUUAUAUCUACAAGAAAACAAAAGCAACUCCAGAGGAUUACACUUUUGGUCACCUAUUUUAGUCAGAAAACUACACCAGAACAGCUGCGUGCUUUAAAGAAUCUAUAUGAACUCAAGUUCAGCAUAAUGUCUACAGGAUUACAAAACAUAACAUUGCAGUCUCUCAAAAUUAAAUAGUAGGUCAAACGAUGGACUAUUUUUGGCACCUGUGUAUUAGCUCUUUGGUUUCCCAAUAGUUAAGUUACAUACAAAUAAGACAAUUUCAGACAUUUUUUUUUCUCUAUAAAGUUUUUACUACCCGUGUUUAGGAGACAAAAUAAGAUGAGCCAAAUACAGCCUUAAUGAUAAGAGAUAUGAUUGUCUAUCGGUCUUGUACUAUUUUUAUUGGUUAAUUGUUUGUCAUUAUGAACUUGUAAUGUGUCAACUAAAGUCGGAAGGAGAUAGUAGUUUGAUAAUGUAGUGGUCGUGUUUAUAUGGCCAAUGUCGAGUUUAAUGUGGCAUAGUAUGUGAUUGAUAGGCAUCAAAGAUCAUAGGUGAAAGUGGAAAAGCAUGGCAGGAGCAAAAAAAAGCCUUAUGUCGAAGUUAGGUGAGGAUGAAAAUGACAAGAGUAGAAAUAGGCCAUAAGAUGAUUUUAUAAUUAAUCUCUCUUGUUUUGGUGAGUGUAUGAUAAAGGGGUGCGCGAGAGAGGAGAGAAAGGUGCAACGUGAAGGAAGAAAUGAGACAGGGCUGAGCUGAAGCACAUUAGUCAUUUUGAACAGCAGCCUUGAGAGUUAUUGAUAGAGAAGAUGAGGGUGAAUUGAAGGUGGAAGAUUGAGCAACCUGUCUAUGUAAUAUGUAUGGUAUUGCUAAAUUUUGUAUUUGUUUUUAUUAAAUUUUUGUUAUAAGAGUGAAUUUUUCCGUGAGCUACGACAAUGGAAUAUACUUAUUUAAUAUGCUGUUAGUUCAACUUUAGAUGAAGAAAUGAUAUUAUCGAAUUACUGAGGGAAUAUUAACCAGUAUCUUUUUCUUCUCAAAAGCAAAAUUCAUAAAAUAUUUUCUCAUUUCUCGAAAUUCAUAUAUGUAUAUUAUUAAGCAUGUUUGGUAGAUUUUUUUUUUUUUUUUACCCCAUUCAAUAGGUUAUCUGGAUUUGAGUAAAAUGAUUUCUGAAGCACAAUGCAUAUAUCCUAUGAACAGAUUCAAGUCAUUCAACACUAUAUCACUUAAAGAGAAUUAACAGGAGAGGUUUUUAAAAUCUAUUUAAUUAUUGAGGGAUAAGCCAGGAAGCUUUGACAAGGUUUGGUGAUAAAAAAAAGUUGAAUUUUGUAAAAAAUUCCUCACUCAUAAUCCUUUGUUGCUACUGAACACUCUCGUGGAAAAUCUAGACACUCCGGGGAUGUUAUGCGUAUGAUUGAUACAAUUAAUCAUUUAUUGACUGGGAUAAGCAAUCCUUAGUUUUUCUGAAUUUGUAUGUUAUCUGCAGACUGUAUGCUGGUGUUUCUGAUGCUCUAAGAUUUACAAGCUUAAGAUAUACAUCACAAAACAGGUAGUUCCUAUCCUUGUCAAUAUAUAAACAUAAAAGAAAAGGUUCGAUGAAUCUUUGAAGUACCUCUCAGACCACUAAAAUCAAUGUAAUUAUAUACGUGGCUUGCAGGUUUGUGUUCAUGACUUCAUGUUUAAGUUUGGCCUCGAUCUCAUUUUGCUGAUUUCUUUUGCAAUACUACUGUUGUAGCUGGAUGUUGCCAUAAACUUAGGAAAUUGUGGUGGUCCUGUCUUUAGUGCCAAAGGCAGUUGUGUAAACAUUGCAUUUCAAUCAAUAAAACUGAAAGUAUUGGUUAUGUUAUAAACUUUGCAAGCUUAUAAAAGGAGAGAGAAAGAGAUCACUUUUAAGAGACCAUAUCAAGAGUGUACUUGGGAUACGGAAUACAAAACACUUUAAAAGAGUUACCAAAGAAGGUCCAUGGGGGUUUGGGAAAAUUAUUCAAACCGUAAAAUAGAGUUAGAUGGAGAGAGGAAGAGGGAACAAGAAGGUUGGUAAGGGGGGGGGGGAUACGAAGGAUAAAUGAGACAAGGAAAAGGGACAAAUAGUAAGGAGCCUUUAGAUUUGAAGUAUAUUUUGACGGGUAAUUUGAAUGCGAGGAGGCCGAAUAAGAUUAAUGAGGCUACCAAGAUGCCUGAGAAGAGAAAAGAAGAGAUUGAGAUUAGGUUGUUGCUGCUAGGUUGUUGCAGAAAAUGUCUGAGCAGGGCAGGAGAGGGAAAGGAGGUGGUGGUUUGAUGUAGAGUAGUUUGGUUUCUAAUACUGGUGUUAAGAAGGUUGGUUAUAGGGGAAAAUACGGAUUCUAAAAGGAAUUCUAGCUUUUCUGAGAGAAAGUGGGAGAUCUAAAAGGAUUUCUAACUUUCUAAGGGUCACAUACCAUUUUAAUUCUUUCAAUAAGACUCUAAACUAAUCUGUAUAUUCAAUUGUCAGUUUAUGUGCAUCAAUAACUAACAUCCUUUUCAUUUUCAAUCUUAGAGCAAUGAUAUAUCUUUCUUGUACAUUAAGUGUGAUUAGAAAUAUUGCAAGAUCUGUAAUUUUCAUCACCUGAAGUUAGGUGUGUGUGUGUGUGUGUGUGUGUGUUUUUUUUUUUGGUUAAUACAAGUAUAUAAAAUUGUUGCCUUCUUCGGUUGAUUGCUGUAUUCUUCAUUUGAUUGUUGUAUUCUUCAUUUGACAGGUUUUGGGGAUUUCUAAUGAUGAAAGGUUGAUACAUCUGUUGGUUAAAAUCUCUCUUAGUAUGACUUUCAGAAUGAUCCUCUUUUAGAAGUGAAAACUACUUGUGGGUCUCUUUUGUAUGAACUUUCAGAUAAUAUGGGAUGAAAUGAACAAGCCUGAAAUAACUAGGGAUAUGAUAUUACUUGAGCUCAAACAAGAAUGCAUAGAAGUAUACACGAGAAAAGUUGAUGUAGCUAACCACUCUAGAGCUCAGCUACAACUGGCUAUAUAUUGAUGAUUCAGAGGUAGAACUUGCAGCCAUUUAUUCUGCAAUUGGAGAACUACCAUUACGUAUCACAUAUGUAAAAGUUGCUAUAAUUAAUUUGAGAACUUGGUAGGAUUAGUAACCUUCACUCCUUUUUAGAAUGCUUGAUCAGGUGUCUAAUUUUAUAAUGCUUUGUGUGAUUCCGCGGUUUCUAUUUCAGUAAUUCUUGCCAAAAUUCGAUUGAAGAAGCUGGAAGCCUGAUACUGUUUCAGAAGUCCUUAAAGAAAUUUUGUAGGUCAUUUAUGAGAUAAAAUUAAAUAAUUUUUCUUGUUGAGGUUAUGGAAUACUUCUGUUCAUACACCCUUUUUUUUUUUGACAGAGCAACUUUUUAAUUGCCAAGCGGUUCAUCUUGAAUUCUUGACUACAGGCUCAUAUUGAAAAUUCUUAGCUUUAUGAUUACCCCAUAGUAAUAUUCCACUGAAUCCUGCAUUUACAGGCAAAGAAAUGUGUUGGUACCAUGCAGUUCAGCAGUUGAUAUUCUGAAAAAAUUGAAGCUUAGGCUAUGCUACAAUUGGGUUAUUUAAUCUUAUCAACCCUUUACUUUACAUCCACACCAUCACUACAUAAUCCUUUUACAGUUACUCCAAUAUUUCAUCAUUCUUUAUAUUCACUUUCAUUUUCUUUAGUUAAAUUGUUUAUCCCCUCACUUGUACGCUACCCUCAAUCCAAGCAUGCCUUUAAUUGUUAGUCAUCUCUCAUCUAGUCAUUUGAAGGACUGAAGCAUUUAGGACUCCCUGUAGCUGAAUGUUUGUGCAAAGGACAUUCCCCGUCAAGCAUAGCGCCUGUGUAUUGUAUCUUUGGAUUUUAAGUGAGGAGUUCUGGAAGAAGCAGGGAAUAUGUAGUAUUUGUGUGCCAAUAUUAGGCUCUAAGAUAUUGCUAAAGCUUGUUUUCUGAUAUUCUGUCAUUGGAAUUGCGGAACUGUUAUCAAUAGGUAUGGUUUUAUUAAGAUGUCAAAUACAGGUGACUUCAACUUGAGAUUACUGUAUAUUUUUUUUCCUCCAUUCGUGCUAUGAAGUAUGAACUUUACUUGAGAAUUUAGAUAUUGAUUUAAAUCACCACUUCGGAUUAGUGCUGCCAGCCUAAUUUGUUGCUGAACAAAGUAUUCGACAUCCGAUUGUUUCUUUGUUUUUUAGGAUAAAUUUAGCUUACGUAGGAUUUAUUUCGAGAUCACACGAAAGAUUUUUUUAUAUCAAAUAAAAGAUAAAACAAAUAUACUUCUUCGUAUUCGCAAUUUCUACCCUACUCGAGGAGUCCCUAAUACUAGUUGCUUCGAAUUAUGUUAGGGAUUUUUUAUAAAAAAAAAAAAAAAAAAAAAAAAAAUUUGUUUUACUAAUUUUAUAUGUAGAGAAUUAAGAAGAAAUGCACUUUUAAACUGAAAUCUCACACAAGUCAAUAUAUGGUAGAAGGGUAAGAAAAUUCCUACUUAAAAGUGCAACAAAUGAGGAUAGAUCUUACAACCUCGGUUAUUACUUAUUGGGAUUUGAUCUGACAAUUUGAAUUAGUCAAGUCUAGUGGACUUGCGAAUCAAAAGUACCUCAAGUAUUUUACAACUUUAGCACUACCCUGCAAGAGUUGUUCUAGAUUCCUAAAAAAAAAAAAAAAAAAA